Molecule: messenger RNA, 1305 nt
Organism: Yamadazyma jaroonii
Lineage: Eukaryota; Fungi; Ascomycota; Pichiomycetes; Serinales; Debaryomycetaceae
Source: the annotation of a GenBank genome assembly
AUGUCUAAGAUCUGGAGCGUAGCAGUAGCCACCGCUAUUACAACCGCCUUAAUAGUUGAGGGUAUCCAUUAUUACUUGGAUACAAGCAGGAAACAAUUGGUCACAUCUGAAAAUAAUCAGAAACCUGUGGAAGAUUAUCCAGAAGAUUUAAUAAAAGAACAAUUGGCUCGUAAUAUUGCAUUUUUAGGAGAGGAAGGAAUGGAUAAAGUAAGAAAUCAAAAUAUAGUUGUUGUAGGUGCUGGAGGUGUUGGUUCUUGGGUAGCUACAGUGUUGGUUCGUUCAGGAGUUGGUAAGAUAAGAGUUAUUGAUUUUGAUCAAGUUACCUUAAGUUCAUUGAAUAGACAUGCAGUUGCAAACUUAAAGGAUGUUGGGAUCUCAAAGGUUCAAUGUUUAAAGAAUCAUUUAGUUAAAGUUGCACCAUGGGUGAAAAUUGAAGUAAGAAACGAAUUAUGGAAUUUAAAGUCAGCUGACGAUUUGAUCUUUGGAGAUGAUUUCAAUCCUACUUAUAUCGUCGACUGUAUUGAUAAUAUCGAUACCAAAGUUGAUUUAUUAGCUUAUUGUUAUGAGAAGAAAUUAUUGGUCGUAUCAUCAGGAGGUGCAGCUUGUAAAUCUGAUCCAUCACGUAUCAAUAUUGGUGAUAUAAGUAAAACUGAAGAAGAUCCAUUAACAAGAUCUGUGAGAAUCAGAUUAAAGAAAAAAGGAAUUGUCACCAACAUUCCAACUAUUUUUUCUGCUGAAAAACCUGAUCCAAGAAAAGCUCAAUUAUUACCUUUAUCUCCAGAAGAAAUUGCCAAGGGUAAAGUCGAUGAGUUAGCUGCAUUGCAAAGAUUCAGAGUCAGAAUAUUACCUGUAUUGGGUACUAUGCCGGGUAUGUAUGGUUUGAGUAUUGCCACUUAUGUGAUCACAUCGGUUGCUGGAUAUCCAAUAGAACCCGUCGAAGGUAAAAAUAGAAUCAAAGUCUAUGAUGGUAUCUUCCAAAGUCUUGCCGGCCAACAAACAAGAAUUGGAAAAGUUGAUCAAAGAGUUAAAAUAGCAUUAAGUGAAGUUCCAUAUAUCUUAGAAGAAAUUUUCCAUGGAAAAUCACCCAUUUCCAACUAUUCAACUAAAUUGACAUUAUCCAGAUGGGAUCCUUCUAAAGAAAUCAGUUGUCAAAACUUAGUGAUUAUGACAAAAGAAGAACAAUCAAUACAUGAAAAGAGAGUUUUGAUUGGUGGUGAAAAGUUAGAGGAUGUUUAUUCUCAAGAAGUUCUUGAUUUGGUUGCAAAAAGAUUCGAAGACGAAAGAUAUUGGUCUCAAUUUCGUUAA